UAUUUUUAUGUUUUACAAUGAAUAGAGAUCAGUAAUAUUACUAUCUUGUCUUUAAACUGCACAUAGUGUUUUUGUUGCAUAGUUCAGACGUGCAGCCAGUUCGGGCUUUUAUCCGCGCUUAACCGACUGUUGUUUUUGCUCUGUCUGAACUCUAACAACAACGCUAACGUAAUUAGCAGCAGUGCUAGGCACAACUUCCAUUCAUUCGUUGUAUCUGAUCAAACAGGGUCGUUAAUAUAGCCUCAGCUAGCUAAAUUAUCAUUAUUGACGGCCCGCUCCUGGUCAGUCUGACCCACCAUGUAUCGUCCCAAACCAACUCUAAAGGACCGACAGCACCUGUACAAGCUCAUCAUAAGCCAGCUGCUCUAUGAUGGAUACACCAAUAUCGCCAACAGUCUCAUUAACGAGGUGAAACCACAGAGUGUAGUGUCGCCCUCCGAGCAGCUGAUGCAGCUGGCAAAGAUAGGGAUGGAGAAUGAUGACAGUGCAGUUCAGUAUGCCAUUGGGCGCUCAGAUACAGUGGCACCUGGUGUGGGUAUUGAUCUGGAAUUUGAUGCAGAUGUCCAGACCAUGUCUCCAGAGGCAUCAGAGUAUGAGACAUGCUAUGUAACAUCCCAUAAGGGUCCAUGCCGUGUGGCUUCAUACAGUCGUGAUGGGCAGCUCAUUGCCACUGGCUCUGCUGAUGCUUCCAUUAAGAUCCUGGAUACUGAACGCAUGCUGGCCAAGAGUGCCAUGCCUAUUGAGGUGAUGAUGAACGAGACAGCGCAGCAAAACAUGGAGAAUCACCCUGUGAUUCGAACACUGUAUGACCAUGUCGACGAAGUCACCUGCCUCGCCUUCCAUCCGACUGAACAGAUUCUAGCUUCUGGAUCACGAGAUUACACCCUCAAACUCUUUGACUACUCAAAGCCCUCUGCAAAAAGAGCAUUUAAAUAUAUACAGGAAGCAGAAAUGCUGCGUUCGAUCUCCUUCCACCCUUCUGGUGACUUCCUUCUGGUGGGGACACAGCACCCCACCCUCCGCCUCUACGACGUUAAUACCUUCCAGUGCUUUGUGUCCUGCAACCCGCUGGACCAGCACACAGACACCAUCAGCGGCGUCAGCUACAACCCCACCGCCAACAGCUACGUCACCUGCAGCAAAGACGGCAGCAUCAAGCUCUGGGACGGCGUCUCCAACCGAUGCGUGACCACUUUCGAGAAGGCCCACGACGGAGCCGAAGUCUGCUCGGCCAUCUUCUCUAAGAACUCCAAAUACAUCCUGUCCAGUGGCAAAGACUCUGUGGUCAAACUGUGGGAGAUCUCUACAGGCCGGACACUGGUCAAGUACACAGGCGCGGGGCUGAGCGGCCGGCAGAUGCAUCGCACGCAGGGCGUGUUCAACCACACGGAGGACUACGUCCUGCUGCCGGACGAGCGCACCAUCAGCCUGUGCUGCUGGGACUCGCGCACGGCCGAGAGGAAAAACCUGCUGUCUCUGGGACACAACAACAUCGUCCGCUGCAUCGUCCACUCGCCCACCAACCCCGGCUUUAUGACCUGCAGCGACGACUUCAGAGCCCGCUUCUGGUACCGCCGCACCACCACAGACUGAGACGCAUCUCUGCCUCGUCCCCUUUGCCGCCAAACAGGAUGCUGACCUCAGCGAACGCACCACUGUCAUCCGUCGUGUCUUUCAUUUUUAUUAUUACUUUUGAAACUGUGCAGUGGAAUGUGUGGGGCUCUGCUUAAGAAAAGAAAGUCAUUGCACCAUCUCUCUAAAGAGUGAGGGCACUAUUUUUCUAGAUGUCUCUGUUUGACGACAACACUUGUGAACUCGUGAACUGACCUUUAGAACUUCUUUCAUUGCUAGGAAACCUCAGUUGUAACUCGUCUCACAUUUCUCAGUUGUAUGUGUUAAGUGGCAGCAGAGUUGGUUUGUCGGCUUUUCCACUUUUAUAUUUUGUCGAUGUCCUUGUUGUAAUUCAGAUUUUUAUUAAACCAUU
Molecule: messenger RNA, 1984 nt
Organism: Chelmon rostratus (copperband butterflyfish)
Lineage: Eukaryota; Metazoa; Chordata; Actinopteri; Chaetodontiformes; Chaetodontidae
Gene: cstf1
Product: cleavage stimulation factor, 3' pre-RNA, subunit 1
Exons: 6
Coding region: 298-1593 (431 amino acids)
Biological process (GO): mRNA 3'-end processing
Cellular component (GO): mRNA cleavage stimulating factor complex
Molecular function (GO): protein binding; RNA binding
Source: RefSeq, a predicted model, not a curated record